Molecule: messenger RNA, 2223 nt
Organism: Saprolegnia diclina VS20
Lineage: Eukaryota; Oomycota; Saprolegniomycetes; Saprolegniales; Saprolegniaceae
Exons: 10
Coding region: 464-2149 (561 amino acids)
Source: RefSeq, a predicted model, not a curated record
CGCAUUUAACGUGUUGGUCGAUGCAACCGCCCCAACACGGCGCUGGUGUCCGACGGCAGGCCCUUGUGGCGACGCUGCUACUUUUGCUGCCGCGCAUUCAUGGUGCAUGUCCCAUCGCACCACUCAGUGGACGUAUCUGCAACGGCCACGGAGACUGCAACGUCCUCGGCGAGUGCGUCUGCGACAGCAGCAGCUUUGGCUUCGACUGCUCGCAAAUGCGCUGUCCAAUCGGUCGAGCGUGGGCUGGCGACGCGACUGGUGUCGACGCGAUCCACGGCUUGGUCGAGUGCGCCAACCGAGGCGUGUGCGACCGGACGACCGGGCUUUGCAACUGCGACGCGGGCUUCACCGGCACGAAUUGCGCCCAUCGUUGGUCUCUGUCCGAUGAUCCUCUCGAUGAGUCUGUGUUGUGUAUUUAGUCGCAUGCUUUUCCUCUUGCUCGUUGAGCGGUCAGUGCCUCUCUAUGGAAGCGUUGGCCGCAGCCAUGAGCCCCUUUGCCUUCACCUACACGGGCGUCUGGGACGCGACGUCGAUUCACGGCUGCGUGUGCGACGCUGGCACCGGCGGCCCCGACUGCUCGCUUCAGUUAUGCCCGCCCGGUGACGACCCGAUGACGACCGGUCAGGUCAACGAGAAGCAGCUCUUGCGCUGCACCGGUGUCGGCUCGUUCCAGCUCAAGUUCAACGGACAGCUUUCGGCUCCGAUAUCGAGCUCAGCCACGGCGCCGCAGCUCACCAAUGUGCUGCAGGGUCUCGGCGGUGCCGGCAAGUUGACAAUCACAUACUCGCAAGGCACACAGUUAUGCGUCAGCGCGGGCUCCAACGUGGCCACGAUCGAGUUCACGUCCCGCUUUGGCCCACAGCCGCCCUUCCUCGUGCAAACUGUGAAUGCGCAAAAACUACCGAGCAUGACCGGUGGCAACGUCAUCGUGGCGCACGGCGGCGCGGCCAUUGGUGGGUUUGUCAGUGUCCGCGGCUCGAAAGAAUACCAAGCGUGCAGCAAUCGCGGUGUCUGCGACACGAGCCAGGGGACGUGCUCGUGCUAUCUCUACCCGAUGCCCGGGUAUCGAUCGAGCGAUGGCUACGGCAACGUUGGCCUGCGCGGUGACUGCGGCGCCCCCGACAAUACCAAUUUCUACGGCGGCCCUAUCUCUGGGUGCCCAGGAUACCUUCCAUGCAGCGGUCACGGCAUGUGCUCGGGCUCCCCUGCCUUUGCGUGCAAGUGCUCGCCGGGCUGGACAUCGGGCGAUUGCUCGCAGCGCGCUUGUCCGACGGGCGCUUCGUGGUUUGCGCUGCCAACGUCGACCAAUGUCGCGCACAAAACGCCCGAGACGUGCUCCAACACGGGACUCUGCGACCCAACGACGGGCACGUGCACCUGCUUUCCUCCCUUCACCGGGGCCGCGUGCGAGCUCCUCGACUGCCCGUAUGGUCCUGACAGUGCCACUCCGUGCUCGGGCCACGGCUCUUGCCUCACACUGGCCGAGUUGGCGGCGGCGACAACCAUGCAAGGUCUACCUGCUGGCUUCACGUACGGUGCCAACCCCAACAACCCCGCGACGUGGGACGCCACCAUGAUCCAAGGAUGCAAGUGCGAUGACGGAUUUACGGGCCAUGACUGCAACCAACGGGUAUGUCCCACCGGCGACGACCCGGAUACGACCGGUCAAAACAAUGCAGUUCAACAGGUCACGUGCGCAGCGUCGUCGGGAGUCUUCCAACUAGGCUUCCGAGGCGCGUACACGGACCCACUGCCGUUCAACGCCCCUAUGCUCGACGUUCAAGCCGCGCUUCUCGGUCUUUCGACGCUGCACGGUCUCUCGCUGCAGUAUUCGCACACAGGGGCCUGUGUUGGCGGCAAUAGCAUGACUCUGACGUUCACGCAAGACUUUGGCGCGCUCCCAACUGUGCAACUGCUGGAUGCGUCGCUCAUACUUACGUCGCCGUCGUCUGUCACGACGCUCGUGCCUGGCAGCAAAGAAGACGCCGAGUGUGCGAACCAUGGCCACUGCGACACAACCCAAGGCGUCUGCGUCUGUGCGCGCGACUAUGCCAGCAGCGACGGCAACGGCGGACCCGGCAACCGCGGCGACUGCGGCUAUCGACGUCAGUUCUUCAUGGGCGAGGAUAACGCCGACGUCGAGGCUUGAAGUACGACUUGAUUACAUUGCGCCGUCGAGCGGGAGGACAUGCAUAUCGUAAAAGCGGCGGAGCAGGCUUCGAC